Molecule: messenger RNA, 1312 nt
Organism: Drosophila navojoa
Lineage: Eukaryota; Metazoa; Arthropoda; Insecta; Diptera; Drosophilidae
Product: alpha-tocopherol transfer protein-like
Cellular component (GO): membrane
Molecular function (GO): phosphatidylinositol bisphosphate binding
Source: RefSeq, a predicted model, not a curated record
AUAAACGUUUGGCAUUGACACACAUCCAGUUAAACGUUGUGAAGCGGUUCCUGUUCGAGUGCAACGGCAAAUGCAUUUAGCGCUAUUUGUGCUGUGUAAUCAAACUGAAAAUUAUUUUAUUAAAUCAAUAUGGCAACUGCAACAAGCUGCCUGCCUAGGACAACGGUAGCCGGCUGCGCGUCUGCCGCUGUCGCUUCUGACGGUGUCUCUAUUGAAUCAGGAGUGCCCACCAUGUUGUCAGAGAUCGAAGCUCUGCCCUCGAUCAAGCUGGGCGACUUUACGCUGCAGUUCGAACUGGGCGAACCCUCAGCUGCGGCCAAAGAAGUUGCCGCUCGCGAGCUGCGCGAGACGCCCGAGCGGCAGAAGGAGGCAACGCAGGAGCUGAAGCGUUUACUGGAGGCUGAAACCGAUCUGCACUGCCCCAAGGACAAUGAAGAGUGGCUCAUACGCUUCCUGCGACCCUGCAAGUAUUAUCCAGAGAGCGCGCGCGAUUUGAUCAAGCGCUACUACUCCUUCAAAGUAAAACACUCGGAUGUAUAUAACGAUUUGAGGCCCACAAGGGAGGCCAAUAUCUUCAAGAACAACAUACUCACCGUGUUCCCCAAUCGGGAUCAGCAUGGACGUCGAAUCUUAUUGCUGGAGCUGGGCAAACGCUGGAAGCACAAGCAGGUCACACUAGAUGAGGUCUUCAAGGGUGCGGUCAUCUUUCUGGAGGCCGCCAUGCUGGAGCCGGAGACACAGAUCAAUGGAGCCGUGGUCAUUUUCGACAUGGACGGCCUGAGUCUGCAGCAGACCUGGCAAUUUACGCCGCCGUUCGCCAAGCGCAUUGUCGACUGGCUGCAGGACUCGGUGCCGCUGCGUGUGAAGGCCAUUCACAUUGUGAAUCAGCCGAAGAUCUUCAAUGUGGUCUUUGCGCUCUUCAAGCCCUUCCUGCGCGAGAAGCUGCGCAGCCGCAUCAUCUUCCAUGGCACCGAUCGCGAGUCUCUGCACAAGUACAUGUCGCCCAAGUGCCUGCCCUCGUGCUAUGGCGGCAUCCUGGAGCUGCCCCGCGUCGAUGGCGACCAGUGGUACGAGCUGUUGCUCAUGUGCGACGCCGAGUACGACGCCAUCAACUCGUAUGGCUACAAGAAGAAGUGAGUGGGCCCCAGCCACCGGGCAGUGUGUACAGCAAGUGAUAUUCCCUCGUAUACCCAAAACUCGAUUAAUAAUAUGCGCUUGUCCAGUCAGAGCCAAUCAGUUUGCCUUAGUGUUAAGCGAUCGAUUCGAUCUUAAUUAUCUAAAGUACAUUUACAUGGGGGUAAGCCUAAUUAUA